CUAAAGCUGUCAAGUUUUGUACCAACUGUUCUUUACUGUAUUGUAAAGACUGUCUGGCUUCUUUUCAUCCCAUGAUGGGUGCUAUGAAGCGUCACCAGCUGGUUUCGUCCCUGGAGUAUCUUGCCCAGGAAACCACACAGCGACAAGUCAGUGUGGAUGAUCAAUCAACUCAGCAGCCGUCAUGCCCCAGACACGGUCGGUCAUUCGACUUGUACUGUGAACCGUGUCGAAUGGUGAUUUGUACGGGUUGUGUGGUUGAACAUGGGGGACACGCUAUGCGAGAUGUACCAUCUGCAGCUGAGAAAGACAAGCCAGCUGUUUUGAGCAGGAAUAGUGAACUGGAGAAGGUCUUACAAGAAACCAAAGAAUCACUGUCAGGAGUUAGGAGGCUGCAGAAUAAGAUACAGGAAAACCAGGAACUUCACACUCAGGAGGUCGAAAAGGCUUAUUGUGCAGCCUUGGAAGCUUUACAAGCCUGGAGGCAGCACUCCUUAGAUGGUAUAAAAACCCGCUAUUCACAGUGGUGUGUGGAGUGUAGCGCCCUUCUAAAAAAUGUCCAAAUACAGGCUCAGGAAAUCGAUAGGAUGGUACAGGCUUCCAAAAAUUUGUUAGCGUCAGUGGACGUCGAGUUUUUAAUGGGUUCCACGGACUUCACCAAAACAAUUGAUGACCAGCUGGAUGAAAUAAGAGCUGAUAUGGAGAAACAUGAGGUCAGCAGACAGAAGCUUCUAGAUUCUGUACAACAUGACCAAGUUGUUCCUAGACAGGUGACUGUGAAAGAAACAGUACAAGAACGUCAGGACUUAGAAGCAGCAGUCGGUGGGCAAAUGUCACCCCUACGUGUUACAAGUAGGUUCUUAUAUGUAUAAAAGGUAUACAGUAGGGUGUGCUCAGAUGACAUAAAUGACUAUAGGGUUUACAUUAGUAUGUGCAUCGAGGACACAAACAUAAAAUGGAGAAGGUGCACAGAUG
This is a messenger RNA of Liolophura sinensis, 972 nucleotides long. RefSeq names its product tripartite motif-containing protein 43B-like. The transcript is spliced from 5 exons. Bases 72 to 869 code for a protein of 265 amino acids. Gene Ontology annotation, molecular function: zinc ion binding. Lineage: Eukaryota; Metazoa; Mollusca; Polyplacophora; Chitonida; Chitonidae. The record is from RefSeq and is a predicted model, not a curated record.